AGAAGUUGACGCGUGGUGCAACUAAACCCAAAACAAACUGCAAACUGCUUUAUUUGAUCGGUUUUCGGGAUUAAGUGAGUUUUAGAAUGGACCUGCCGUGUCCUCAGUGGCAGGAGCACGUUGCGGAGAAAUGGGCUGCACUCGAUUCUGACCAAAGGGAGAGCUUUACAUCACAUGUGCAAAUAGAUGAUGUUUUUAAAUUUGCCCAAAGUCUGAUAACACAAGAUGAUCUGGACUUUCUUCAAAGCCUUUCUGCAGAAAAAAAUAUUAAGAGUGAAGAUCAAGCUUCCAAAAGUAGAGAGAGGGGAAACUCAAGCUUUAAAACCAGAGACUACACCUCAGCUGCAUUGCACUAUUCACAGGGUUUAUGCCUCGCUCCCCGAAGUUCACAGCAGCUGUCUCUGUGCUAUGCCAACCGCUCCGCCGCCCUGUGCCAUCUGCAGCUCUAUCAGGAAAGUCUGUUUGACAUUGACAUGGCCUUGAAGAGCGGCUACCCCUCUCAUCUCUCACACAAACUACAGGACCGCCGUGCUCUGUGUCUGCGCCACCUCUCCACGGAUCAGGAGGCAAAAGCCCUUCAUCCCUCAGAGAAUCAUAAUGCAGCAGACGGGGCUGGGAGACAAGCGGGGGAACAUUUCAGUUUAGGGAUUUGUCCUCGGGCAGCUGUGGAUUUCAGCCUGGAGAAAGGGCGACACAUGGUGGCCAAAGACAGAAUUGCACCCGGGGAUGUCGUGCUUACCGACAGGCCAUACAGCUUGGUUCUUAUCCCAGGGUUGAAUGAGAAGGAGAAGAAGGGAGAGUUAUUUGGGACAGAGCAUAGAUUUUGUCAUAGGUGCCUGGCUAAGACAUUAUGCUUGAUACCAUGUGAAUAUUGUAGUUAUAGUCGAUAUUGCUCACAGGCUUGUCAGAAAGAGGCCUGGUUGGAGCAUCACCAGUGGGAGUGUCAUCUUGGAUCAGAUCUUGUCUUGAUGGGUGUGAUGGCGCAGCUCGCUGUGAGGGUGACACUAAAAGCCGGCAUUAAAAACAUCCAAAUGGCAAGACAUCUGAACAAACUCAAGGAGCCCGACAGCGAUUGUGUCGGGGCCAACAAUUACUGUCAUGCAAAUGUGGCAGAUCGUUCACAUGGCGAUGACUCAUACCUCAGUGUUUUCCACUUAAUGCACCACUUGAGUCACCACAGCGCAGGGCUCCGCUUUCUGGCUGCUGUUACCGUGGCAACGCUUUACCUAAAGCUCAGUGCUAGGACAGGACCUCCGCUAUCAGGUUCACAGGACCUUAGGAGACCCUUCUGGGAGACGGGCCAAUCAGAGGAAAGAUCAGGAGAAAAGCGGGAAGAAGCAGAGGACUCAGAGUGCGGCCCAGAGCUAUGGCUGAUGGGAAGUGCGGCCCUCAGGCACUUGUUGCAGUUGAGGUGUAACGCCCAGGCUAUAACAGUGCUCCAGGACACAGGACCAGCCACCUCAUCAGUGCAGUCCAGUCGUGAGCUGCGCAUUGCUACUGCUCUGUUUCCGACUCUGAGCUUCCUGAACCACUCCUGUUGUCCAAACACCAGCCUGGCGUUCACCACUGGAACCUCAGCCAGUCCUGGCCCAGAUCUGGCCAACGAUUCCACAGAGAAUGCAAAUCAUGGUGUAACAGCGACUAUCAGAGCGGCUAAAGUGAUCUCCUCUGGACAAGAGAUCUUCCACUGCUAUGGUCCUCACAGCAGUCGGAUGAAAACCCAGGAGCGCAGACGGCUCUUGUUCGAACAAUACAAUUUUCAGUGUCAGUGUGAGGCCUGUACUCUGCAGCAAGGCGAAAAGGAGCAGGCCGAUGCUGAAGAAAAUACCAUUCUACAUGAGGCUAAACUACAGUGUACCAAGUGCAAAACUGCUCUCGAAAAAAGUAGUAAGGACAGAGAAUCAGGUUUUGUCUGUUCAAAGUGCAGCCAUUUUCUGUCAAGCUCUGAAGUGGACCAAAAACUGCAAGAAAUCAGAGUGAACCUGGAGAGGGCAGUGCAACUCAUGGAGAGAGAUAAACCAGAUGAAGCCCUCAGACUGUUAAAACAAACCCAGGUGCAUUGUGGGUGGAUCCUUUCAGAUAUUCAUCCACUGCAGGGAGAGCUGGAAGACGCUACAGCCAGAGCAUUUGCUACAAUGGGUGACUGGGGAAACGCGGCUGUCCAUUUGGAGCGCAGCACAACAGUUAUCGGUUCCCAGUUUGGAGAAGACAGCAUUGAACUGGGACGACAGCUCUUCAAAUUAACCCAGCUACACUUCAACGGUGGUGCCAGAAGUGCAGCUCUCUCAGUCAUUCCCAAGGUCAGGCGGCUGCUAAGGCUUCACUGUGGACCUGAGUGCGAUGAAUUACAGGAGCUGGGGGCCAUGGAGCGCUGUCUGAGCCGCUAGUCUGUCACAAGUUUGUUUGGAAGUUUGGUACUGAAUAAAAUAUCAUGCUGCCAC
Molecule: messenger RNA, 2441 nt
Organism: Boleophthalmus pectinirostris (great blue-spotted mudskipper)
Lineage: Eukaryota; Metazoa; Chordata; Actinopteri; Gobiiformes; Gobiidae
Gene: smyd4
Product: SET and MYND domain containing 4
Exons: 10
Coding region: 87-2387 (766 amino acids)
Molecular function (GO): protein binding
Source: RefSeq, a predicted model, not a curated record